Messenger RNA from Zasmidium cellare ATCC 36951, 621 nucleotides. RefSeq lists its product as uncharacterized. The record is from RefSeq and is a predicted model, not a curated record. Lineage: Eukaryota; Fungi; Ascomycota; Dothideomycetes; Mycosphaerellales; Mycosphaerellaceae. The transcript has 3 exons. Gene Ontology annotation, biological process: mycotoxin biosynthetic process. Bases 1 to 621 code for a protein of 206 amino acids.
AUGGCUGCUUCGUACAAACCCCUGAACACCGCCGACGAGAACUCCGACUGCUGCUCACAAAAUGGAGACUGGCAUGGCCAACCACUCAGGAGAUUAUGGUUGUUUUCCUCAGCGAACCUAGUGUUACUUGUUGUCCAGCUCGUUCUUCUCGCUACCCAUCUGGUACGAAAUUGGGGAAACGCAGGGUCAACUGCAGCUAUCCAGGCCACCUACGGCUUUGAUGCGAACUACAUGAGCAUCGAAUUCGAAUACGAUUGGGUAUGGGAAGAAGAUGCCAUCGAGACGGCAGGUACCAUCGCUCUACAGCGAGACGAUAAAGGAGAUGUGACGGAAUUCGGGACGAUAAGCAUGUUCCACGCCCUACAUUGCGUUACAUCCUUGCGCCGGGAACUGCAGAAAGCCUGGGAAGGAAAGCAUGUUGCGCUGAACCAGAACGAGGACGCACACUGGCCGCACUGCAUGCACUACCUACAUCAGAUGAUCAUAUGCAAUGCAGAUGACUUGAUUGAGCGACAACACAUGUGGAACCACACGAUUCCCUUUGUGAGCGGCGCUGAAGAUGUGAGGCAGUGCAGAGAUGCUCAGCGACUGUAUGACAUGUACGAAGAAAUGAAACUUUGA